Messenger RNA from Protopterus annectens (West African lungfish), 3696 nucleotides. RefSeq names its product C-terminal Src kinase (gene CSK). The record is from RefSeq and is a predicted model, not a curated record. NCBI's taxonomy places the organism in Eukaryota, Metazoa, Chordata, Ceratodontiformes, Protopteridae. Gene Ontology annotation, molecular function: protein tyrosine kinase activity; ATP binding; protein binding. Bases 1666 to 3018 code for a protein of 450 amino acids. Gene Ontology annotation, biological process: adherens junction organization; protein phosphorylation; regulation of Fc receptor mediated stimulatory signaling pathway. The transcript is spliced from 16 exons.
CUGCUUGCCCACCCUGCUUUAACCCAAUCCUCCACUACCCCUUUAUCUUAUUUGAAUUAUUUUCCUCACUAACAUCUCUUCUCUGUCUAUAAUAUGUUUCCAUACAUCCUCCAAAAUAUUUUCCAAAACAUUGAUACCGCGUUCCGAUCUGAUCUUCUGUACUUUGAAUAUCUUCCCUUGUUCUAUUUGCCCUAUGAAGCCCCUUUGUGUUUGUUUUAUUACUCAUCUGGAGUACUUCUUUGACUUCGGUUUCGCAAAUGUUUAACUUUUACUAUUUGUUACUGUGCUGUCUACCUAUUGAAUUACUUACUGUUUAACUGCAGUUUAAUGUUAACUCUAGAGCUUUUCUCCCGGCCUCCGCUGAAAAAGGACGCAUGGUGAGAUGGACAUACCCGCUUAAAUAAUCUUUCUGUCCCAUUAAUAAAUAAAACGGCAAAAAUGGUUGCACAAGCAGGAAUUGACAUCAGCAACGCUCCUCGCUUAUCUUUACAAGUCAUGCCCUAGCACGAUGAAUAGGACACUAAUCUCCACAAUUAGUUUUCUUCGUUUUAUUUUUAUUUAUUUUACAUUUGUUCACCGGGCUAGUCUAACUGGAUAUAUGUCCAUUUUCAGUAGAGGCCGUUUCUCCAACAAAUGACCCCUAUAUCCCACAAAAAAAAAACAAAUACAUUUCUACUACCGCUUCCCCCUCACUGUCCCCACCACAUUCAUUACAUGCGCACGCGUAGUUCCUUCGAGGGAUGUGUCUCGGACAAUUUCCUCUUUCAGGCCCGAUGCAUACAAAUCAAAGCAUUCACAAGUAGGUAAAUCAUUAUAUGUAGGUAUCACACAUUUCCUUUACCCCUGAAGAAACCGCGACACACUUUAUUAGUAUAUGACGGUAACAAUUACGAACUGGUCCACAACCUAGUCUCAAGUCCCUUUCAAUUUCUGGUGCGCAUGCUUGUCGCUAUAAUUAAAAAAAAAAUCUGCCUGAUGUUUGGGGACGCCCCUUAAAUGCAACGCGCGGUACUUUGUUGAAUUGUUGCACGUUAUUUGGGAAAACAGAGUCUGGGCCCCGGGACAGCUGUCUGUGAUCAGUUAUACCUGGUGGGCUGCACCAACUUGUCGCCGCCCUCUGUUAUACCCUGUUUCUUUUCCCGUUUUGUACCUCCAGUGCUUCCUCAUUGCGGCAGGUUUUGUUCUCGUACUGUUCUCGAUACCAACUGACAGGGGAGCGCGAGAUCUGUGUGUGUGGACUAAAUACAAUUCAAGAGGGGGACAAUACCCUCAACAGUCAGGACUUGCGACCCCAAAAGGGAAGGAGGGUUGAAGCCAACAAGGACAGUCGCACCCUAGAGAGUUGGAAGUCAUCAGCUGUAGUGAUGAUUUGAGCUGGACUUGAGUACACAACAGUUUUCUUUCUCCAUUGUCAAAAGCCCAUGUUGUGGAGGGAACCCUAGAUGCAGAGCUUCUAGUUUGACAGAGUGGACUUGUUUCCUGCAUUUUGCUAACGGCGUAAGGCUGGAUAUUGGCAGCAGACUUCCAGAUGCAAACUUCUGUUGUGCUGGUGUGGGUUUCCUGAGUUCAUUUGGCUUGGUGAAAAGCAACGAGAUCUCAUGAUACCUGCCGCCCUUUGACCACUUGAGGCUUUCUACACUAGUUUUCAACUGCUACAGUUCGAAGAUGUCUACAUCUCCGACAGUAUGGCCACCUGGCACAGAAUGCAUAGCAAAAUACAAUUUCCAAGGUACAGCAUCACAAGAUCUUCCUUUUAGUAAAGGUGAUGUUCUCACCAUCAUUGAAGUAACAAAGGAUCCAAAUUGGUACAAAGCAAAAAACAAAGUUGAGCGUGAAGGAAUUAUUCCAGCCAACUACGUACAGAAAAGGGAAGGUGUCAGAUCGAGUACUAAACUCAGUUUGAUGCCUUGGUUUCAUGGGAAAAUCACCCGAGAACAAGCAGAGAAGUUGCUGUUUCCACCUGACACUGGAUUAUAUUUGGUACGAGAGAGUACUAACUACCCUGGGGAUUAUACACUGUGUGUGAGUUGUGAUGGGAAAGUGGAACAUUAUCGAAUCAUUUAUUCGGACAGCAAGCUCAGCAUUGAUGAAGAAGCCUAUUUUGAUAACCUCAUGCAGCUUGUGGAGCAUUACACCAAAGAUGCUGACGGACUUUGCACACGCCUAAUCAAGCCCAAGUUAGUGGAGGGUACUGUAGCAGCUGUUGAUGAAUUUUCAAGAAGUGGCUGGUCCCUAAAUAUGAAAGAUCUCAAAAUACUGCAGAUCAUAGGAAAAGGAGAGUUUGGAGAUGUAAUGCUGGGAGAAUACAGAGGUAACAAGGUUGCAGUCAAGUGCAUAAAACAUGAUGCAACAGCACAGGCAUUUGUUGCUGAGGCAUCUGUCAUGACGCAGCUUCGGCAUAAAAAUUUGGUACAACUUUUGGGUGUGAUUGUUGAAGACAAAUCAGGCCUUUACAUCGUCACAGAAUACAUGGGAAAGGGCAGUUUAGUGGAUUACUUGAGAUCACGAGGAAGGUCGGUAUUAGGUGGUGACUGCCUACUAAAAUUCUGUCUUGAUGUCUGUGAAGCAAUGGAGUAUCUAGAAGCCAAUAACUUUGUACACAGAGAUCUAGCAGCUCGCAAUGUCCUUGUUUCAGAUGACAACAUAGCAAAAGUUAGUGAUUUUGGUCUUACAAAAGAAGCUUCUUCAGUACAGGACACUGGAAAACUGCCUGUAAAAUGGACAUCACCUGAAGCCCUUAGAGAAAAAAAGUUUUCUACAAAAUCAGAUGUAUGGAGUUAUGGAAUCCUUUUGUGGGAAAUCUACUCUUUUGGGCGAGUGCCUUAUCCAAGAAUUCCAUUAAAAGAUGUUGUUCCCCGAGUGGAAAAAGGCUACAAAAUGGAAUCCCCAGAUGGCUGCCCUGCUCCUGUGUACGAAGUGAUGAAGAGAUGCUGGCAUCUAGACCCCAACCAGCGGCCUUCCUUCAAACAACUACUGGAAUACCUACAACAGAUUAAAAAAGAGCUGUACCACCGAUGAGACUGUGCUUGAGAAGUGGUUCUGCUGUCUUUCUUAUUGCCAUUCAAGGAAAAAGACUGCUAAAUCAGUAAAACUGCUGGGCUUUUACAAAAAGCACCCUUCUUAAACCAUAUUUGAACUGUGCAUAUCUCCGCAACCCUACAGCUGGAAUUCCUUGCCAGUUUGUUCUUGUUGUGUGUGAAUUGAAAUCCAUUAACCUGUUCCUCUGUCCUUUCCAGGAAAAAAAGGAUGGAGGAAAAAAGAAGUAGCAUGUUACAGUCUGUUCCCAUAAUGUUUUUGUGGUAUUUAUCGCUCUGUGCCAAGUGCCUCCUGCCACAAAAACUCUGCUUCUCUGCUUCUAUGUAUUUUCAUACUUGACUGUAUUUGAACCAAAUAUAUCUUAGUAUCAUCACUGACAAUGGGGAACCGCACAGAACAGUUCAGAAGUGACACGGGUUAUUGUAAUGCGGUUUGGGAAAUUUUUGCUUGAGAUAAAUUUUAUGACUAUCAAAAAAGUAAAAUCUGGAAAUAAACAUUUGGUUAACUGAAUCAUGUUAAUUUAAAGCAAUUUGGUUUUGAUUCAACCCAGUACAAGGUUUGCAUGCUGCUUGGGAGGCCUUUCAUUCCUGUCUGUGCUUUACAUUUACCUUACAUGCCAACGGUGAGAUUAUUCUGUAAUAAACCAUUCCAUAUAAGUGA